Messenger RNA from Rangifer tarandus platyrhynchus (Svalbard reindeer), 2760 nucleotides. The record is from the annotation of a GenBank genome assembly. NCBI's taxonomy places the organism in Eukaryota, Metazoa, Chordata, Mammalia, Artiodactyla, Cervidae.
AUGGCCUCGCUGAGCCGAGCCCUGCGUGGCGUGGCGGCCACCUGUCCUCGCCGGAGCCCUGCUCCAGGCCGGGCACUGAGACCCCUGGCGGCCGGGGCUGGCCCCACUUCUGAGAAGAGCGUGCCUUACCAGCGGACCUUGAAAGAGGCACAGGACGCCUCGGCGGCGGCCCGGGGCCCAAGCCAGCCCCUGCCCAGCACAGCCAGCGUGGUGGUCAUCGGCGGGGGCAGCUUGGGCUGCCAGACCCUCUACCACUUGGCCAAGCUGGGCGUGAGUGGGGCCGUGCUGCUGGAGCGGGAGCGGCUGACCUCCGGGACCACCUGGCACACGGCGGGCCUGCUGUGGCAGCUGCGGCCCAGUGACGUGGAGGUGGAGCUCCUGGCGCACACGAGGCGAGUGGUGAGCCGCGACCUGGAGGACGAGACGGGGCUGCACACAGGCUGGAUCCAGAACGGGGGCCUGUUCAUUGCGUCCAGCCGGCAGCGUCUGGAUGAAUACAAGAGGCUCAUGUCGUUGGGCAAGGUCUAUGGCAUCGAGUCCCACGUGCUGAGCCCGGGAGAAACCAAGGCUUUGUAUCCGCUGAUGAACGUGGAGGACCUCUACGGGACUCUGUACGUGCCGCACGACGGUACCAUGGACCCCGCCGGCACCUGCACCAGCCUCGCCCGGGCUGCCACCGCCCGGGGGGCGCAGGUCAUCGAGAACUGCCCGGUGACCGGGAUCCGUGUGCGGACAGAUGAUUUCGGGGUGCGGCGGGUCGCAGCUGUGGAGACAGAGUUCGGCUGCAUCCAGACCCCCUGUGUGGUCAAUUGUGCAGGAGUGUGGGCGGGUGCCGUGGGCCGGAUGGCCGGCGUCAAGGUCCCGCUGGUGGCCAUGCACCAUGCCUACGUCGUCACUGAGCGCAUUGAGGGCAUCCAGAACAUGCCCAACGUCCGUGACCACGACGCCUCCGUCUACCUCCGCCUGCAGGGGGACGCCUUGUCUGUGGGCGGCUACGAGACCAACCCCAUCUUCUGGGAGGAGGUAUCGGACAAGUUUGCCUUCGGCCUCUUCGACCUGGACUGGGAUGUGUUCACCCAGCACAUUGAAGGCGCCAUCAACCGGGUCCCUGUGCUGGAGAAAACCGGGAUUAAGUCCACGGUCUGCGGCCCCGAGUCAUUCACCCCGGACCACAAACCCCUGAUGGGGGAGGCGCCCGAGCUCCGUGGGUUCUUCCUGGGCUGCGGCUUCAACAGUGCAGGGAUGAUGCUGGGCGGUGGCUGUGGGCAGCAGCUGGCCUCCUGGAUCGUCCACGGGCGCCCCGAGAAGGACAUGCACAGCUAUGACAUCAGGCGCUUCCACCACUCGCUCACGGACCACAGCCGGUGGAUCCGCGAGCGCAGCCACGAGGCCUAUGCCAAGAACUACUCCGUCGUCUUCCCCCACGACGAGCCUCUGGCCGGACGCAACAUGCGGACAGACCCCCUGCAUGAGGAGCUCCUCGCACGAGGCUGCGUGUUCCAGGAGCGGCACGGCUGGGAGCGGCCGGGAUGGUUCCAUGCCCAGGGCACAGCUCCGGUGCUGCCCUACGACUACUACGGGGCAUACGGGCAUCGCGCGCGGGAGGACUACGCCUACGGCCGGCUGCUGCGCCAGGAGCACACCUUCAGGUUCCCUCCGCACCACGACGCGAUCAAGAAGGAGUGUCUGGCCUGCAGAGGGGCCGCGGCUAUGUUCAACAUGUCCUACUUCGGGAAGUUCUACCUGGUGGGCCCAGACGCCAGGAAGGCUGCAGACUGGCUCUUCUCGGCCGACGUCAGCCGGCCCCCAGGCUCCACGGUGUACACGUGCAUGCUGAAUCACCGCGGAGGCACGGAGGGCGACCUGACCGUCAGCCGCCUGGCCCCCGGCCCCCAGGCCUCCCCGCUGGCCCCUGCCUUUGAAGGUGACGGCUACUACCUGGCCGUGGGCGGGGCCGCGGCCCAGCAUAGCUGGUCCCACAUCAGCGCCGUGCUGCAGGACCGGAAGUUCCGGUGCCAACUCAUCGACAGCUCCGAGGACCUGGGCCUGCUCAGCGUCCAGGGCCCCGCCAGCCGGGCCAUUCUCCAGGAGGUGAUGGAGGCCGACCUGAGCGACGAGGCCUUCCCCUUCUCCACCCACAAGUUGGUGAGAGCCGCCGGGCACCUGGUCCGGGCCAUGAGGCUGUCCUUCGUGGGGGAGCUGGGCUGGGAGCUGCACGCCCCGGGGCCAUCCUGCCUGCCCGUGUACCAGGCCCUGAUGACCGCGGGGGCCAAGCACGGCCUCGUCAAUGCCGGCUACAGGGCCAUUGACUCCCUGAGCAUCGAGAAAGGCUACCGGCAGUGGCAUGCCGACCUCCGGGCUGACGACAGCCCCCUGGAGGCGGGCUUGGCCUUCACCUGCAAGCUCAAGUCCUCCAUCCCCUUCCUGGGGCGCGAGGCCCUGGAGAAGCAGCAGGCCGAGGGCCUCCGCCGGCGCCUGCUGGGCUUCACCGUGGACCAGAAAGUUCCCAUGUUCGGGCUGGAGGCCAUCUGGAGGAACGGCCAAGUGGUGGGCCACGUCCGGAGGGCCGACUUCGGAUUCACCAUCAAUAAGACCCUGGCCUAUGGCUACAUCCGAGACCCCAGCGGCGGGCCGGUCUCCCUGGACUUCGUGAAGAGUGGGGACUAUGCCCUGGAGAGGAUGGGGGUGACCUACACUGCCCAGGCCCACCUCAAGUCUCCCUUUGACCCUGACAACAAGAGGGUGAAGGGGAUCUACUGA